AUGCGUCUGAAGAUCAGGCCACUCAGCCUUCUCACUCGUACACCGUCCGCCCCGAGGAAAUCCAUGACGACCAUGGGCCGGCUCUGCGUCAUUCACCAGCUGCGCGAUCCCAACGCACACUUCAACGCUAUUUUUAGUGAGUCUUACGUGCGCAGUUGGCUCAUGGACAAUGAGAGGAAGUUGAUGCAGACAGUUCAGCAAAGAGGAGAGCCUUUUGAAAGGAAGUGA
Messenger RNA from Diaporthe amygdali, 228 nucleotides. RefSeq lists its product as uncharacterized. Bases 1 to 228 code for a protein of 75 amino acids. Lineage: Eukaryota; Fungi; Ascomycota; Sordariomycetes; Diaporthales; Diaporthaceae. The transcript is spliced from 2 exons. The record is from RefSeq and is a predicted model, not a curated record.